AUGGCGGUCUUGGCCGCGGCCAGAUCGCUGUGUCUGCUAUGUUUCUGGCCGUGGUUGCUUGUGCAGCCUACGAAAGGAUUGCUUUGCCCCGAGAUGUGUUCCGGUGCCACGACUGAUGGCCAAAGCUAUCCAUGCCGCUACUAUUCGAACAACUGCGAGAUUCACCCGACUCCAAACCCAGCACGGAACGCGGCGCGGGAUCUGAAUGUCCUGGUCAUGCUACCGUACACAGGCCCGAUCGGCAACACCGCUACGAUGGCCGAGCCACUCCUGCUAGCUGCCACGCAGGAGAUCGAGGACAGCAACAUGCUACCUGGAUAUCGGCUCAAACUUCACAUGGUGGACGAGGCAUGCUCCGGACAGAUAGCUGUCCGUAGGGUCAUCGAGUCCAUGAACACGGCCCCGCAGAAACACAUUUUACUCGGUUGCGAUUGCUCUGCGUCGAGUCAGCCAGUAAACCAUGCCUUGUACCACUACAAGAUCAUGCAGGUCUCUCCAUUUUCCAUCUCCGUGGACCUCAGCGAUCGCGAUCGCUAUCCAUACUUCAGCCGCAUGGCGCCUUCCUACCGCGUGACCGUCAUGUCAGCCGUGGAGAUCCUGAGAAGCUUCCAAGUCCAAAGAGUAGGUCUCGUGCAUGGCACGGCCGCCAUCUUUGUCGGACUUCGGGACCUUUUCCGGGAGAAUGUGCAGCGCGACACCGAAGCCGGCACCCACGCUUGGACGGUGCUUUUCGAAGCGACCGUGACGGACCUAGACUCUGCCGCAGCUGCGGUAGAUUUGAGGCGCCAGCGAGAUGCCAAAUGGAGUGUGUUGGCGACAUAUGAGGACCAUGGAGCCAUGGUUCUCUGCCAAGCCUACAGGCACGGCCUACUGGCGCCAGACUACAAUUGGUUGUUGCUGAAUGGUUGGUGGAACCCGAACUUUAUCAAUGCCAAUGCUGGCAGCCCUCUGUGUCCCUGUGCCGCAGACGAAGUUCUCCAUGCAGCCUGGGGAAUGAUAGGAUUCACCUACAGCCCCCUGACGGAGACGAAUGAAGUGCAUGGACUGUCGGGCCGAAGAUUUGCAGACAUCACCGCCGACUACUACAGAGAGACCGCUGCCUUUGGCAAUGGGACGGGAAUCUCUUGGAAUGCCAUGGGCUACGUUUAUGAUGGACUUUGGCAAAUAGCAUCAGUCCUUCACGGCUUUCUGAUUGAUCAGAACAGGUCUUACGACGAGCUCAACACCGACUUCUCCCGCGACUCCCUGUACCAGCUCACUCUUCAGCAGGACUACAUGGGAAGCAGCGGAAGGGUGCGCCUCUUCAACGGCGUGGAUCCUACCACCACUCCACCCUCCUUUGGAGACCGAGAGGGCGCAGUCCUUAUGCUACAAGUCGCAGCCACGGUCAUGCAGCCCUUCGAACAGCUGGGCAUUUGGACUCCUGCAGGGGUUCAGUGGCUUAGAGACAUCACCUGGAGCGCAACAGACAGCAGCAAGAGCACGAGCUGCAGCAGCGGGACUUGUGACCUGUCCACAGGCUAUCUUCCCGUAGAUCGAAGCAGCGAGUGCCCUGCUGGAACCAUCUGGUUCAACGAGCUCGGCUGCACCGACUGUCCCACUGGCCGCUUUGCGGCUUUAGGCAUGACUCAAUGUGAUCCCUGCCCUACCGGGGCCUUCAGCAAUGUCAGCGGCUUGGCCGAAUGCUACCCGUGUCCAGCUGGCAGCAUAAGUGAAGAGCGGGCCGCACCUUCCUGCACUUUUUGCCAGCAGGGCUUCUUCGUGAACCAGUCCGGCAUGUCUCAGUGUGCCAAGUGCGAAGAAGGCACUUAUGCCGACAGGCCCGGCCUCACCCAGUGCCAGGAGUGCCCGGCUGGACGGACCACGAACUACGAGGGCGCCUUGGAUGCUGCAGCCUGCACCUGCAAUGGCCAGCUCUGGAAUGGCGAAUGCUUUCGCUGCAGGGACGGCGCUCGCUUCGAGCUGGGUGCAUGCGUUCAGUGCCAAUCUGGGCUUGAGUGUGAGGAGGGCGAGGAGCCGAUGAUCCUCCCGGGAUUCUUCGCCACGCGGGAAGCCCCCUACGACAUCUACAAGUGUUUGCCCGCAGACAAGUGCCCGGGAGGAAUGUCGGGAGCAUGCGCGGGCGGCCGGGUCGGAGUGCCGUGUACACAGUGCCCUGAUGGGAUGUCAUUGGAUCAGGGCGUAUGUGCCCCAUGUGCAGGUGGAAGUUUCGCAGGCUGGGUGGUCUUUGCUGUAGUUGGCAUGUCUGCUCUGGUAGCUAUGUAUUAUUUGAUCAAUUCACCAGCAACCACCCGGGCGAGUGCGAUGUUGGCCACAACGUGUGUGCUGGGCAUGACCAUCAGCAUGCUCCAAAGCGUCGGCAUCGUUGGAAUGAUCUCCUUCGAGUGGCCACCGGAGCUCUCCUGGGUCUUCGACGCCAUGAACUUCUUCCUCUUGGAUAUCGACUCCAUGGGUUUCGACUGCGUGGCCGGCGAUCCCACCCGGCGCUACGCGUACAGCGCCGUCGCGCUGCCGGCUGCGUUGCUCUGGCUCCUGACGGCCCAUCUGAUCAGCCGAAGGUGCGCUCCAUACCGCUUGCAGUUCCAGUGGCCGAAGACCAUCAGCACCAUGGGGCAGGUGGUGCAAGUGGCCUUCACCAUUGCCAGUAAGACCGCCCUGCAGCCUAUGAUGUGCUAUGCUCAUCCCAACGGAAAGCAUGGAAUGCUCUCUCACAACGGCAUCUUCUGCUUCGAGAGCCCCGAGCACACGACCAUGUUUCUGAUGGGCGUCUCACUUCUUUGCGGUCUCAUCGGAUUCUACAGUUUGGCCAUCUGGGCAACAGUCCACGCGCCCCAGGCUGCCAAACAAAGCAAUGCGACAUUUCUCACUGCGGUUCGAUUUCUCAUCGCCCGCUUCCGCGUCGACGUUUGGUGGUAUGGGACAGCUGUGCUCCCGAGAGGACUGGCACUGUCUUUGUCCAUCGUCUUGGCAGCAGACUAUCCCUUCAUUCAGAUGGUUCUCAUUGUCGCGAUCCUUCAGACGUACCUGGUUGUGCAGCUCAUGACGUGGCCGUGGAAACUCCCGGCCUUGAACCUCUUUGACUGCGUGGUCAGUGUUUUCCUGGUCAUGAUGAUGGUGAGCAUGAUCGGCGUGACCACUGCAUCGAUCUACUAUCGCCAUGCUGUGGGAAGUGCCCAGGAGUCGAGGGUCCUAGCCUUGGGCAAGGUCCCCGACCCGGAGGCCUUGGCCAAGAAGCUCUCCACCUUCGGCAACGUGAUCAAGGACCUCUCGGGCGCCGAGAUGGUAAAAGUCCUGGAGAGCCUUUCCAUCUACGACCUGAGGAUGACCAGUGCCGUGAUGACCGCUGUGGGAGCAGAGGCUGGUGAAGCAGACCUCAUGCUGGCAAGCCGUGUCUCGAUGAUGUCGCGAAGCUCCCGGAGGUCUGUGUCGGACGCCGACCUCGGGCGCAAGACCUCAGAUAGAGCCACGGCAGAAAGUCGGCCAGACCCGCCGAGCAACGCAGAGGGCAUUGAGGAGAGAAGUAAAUCCGAGCCCUUCGCUCGUGAUGGGCCGACCCAAAAUGUCUGGCUUUGA
Molecule: messenger RNA, 3573 nt
Organism: Symbiodinium necroappetens
Lineage: Eukaryota; Dinophyceae; Suessiales; Symbiodiniaceae
Source: the annotation of a GenBank genome assembly